Theileria equi strain WA is the source of this 1376-nucleotide messenger RNA. RefSeq lists its product as hypothetical. Lineage: Eukaryota; Apicomplexa; Aconoidasida; Piroplasmida; Theileriidae. The record is from RefSeq and is a predicted model, not a curated record. The transcript has a single exon. The coding region runs from base 219 to 1232 and encodes 337 amino acids.
ACAAGUUAUUUUCUUUACCUUAACCUUUACACAUUUUUAUAAUAUUUUGUUUUCGAGGUGAAUACAACUAUAUUGUUCUGUGAGUAAGAUUGAUUAGUCUAACGUCCAUAGUUUUAUCACAUUUAGUCUGUCUGGGUCGUCAUACCACUUUAAAAGAGUUUACCGAUAAUGAAACAGUUCGCUCUACCUUAAAUCACCUUAGUUUAUUGGAAAUAAAUAUGGAAUCGUCCACUAAGGAUGCAGAAUUAAACAAAUGUAGCAUUACAGGAAACACUAAUGCAGUUAUUAAAUCAAGUGAUGAAAAGGCCAUAAACUUCAACAAACCUCCAGGACUCUCUAAAAGCGAUGUAGAACGGGACAUAUUGUAUUCUUCUGUAUUCAAUACUUUGUAUUAUACGGAAGAAACGAUACCAAACGACCACCUUCCUUAUGGGUUAAUUUGCGAAGCCAAUCCAGAUAUCAAUUCAACAGACUGGGGAAACGAAGGAAUAGAAAAGAUAGCCUCAAUGAUAUAUGCUGAUUGUGCAAAUUACAUCACCAAAAGAGCUGUUUCUGAGGGUGAAUUUGAGUGGUCUCACGACUUUAUUUUGUUUACAAACCUUCAAAUCGCAGUUUACAAUAACUUUAACGUGAUUGUUGAAGGAGAAACACUGGAUUUAGUAGUAGAUUACGCUUUUAAAAACAUUAGAAACCUAAGAUCAUCUGUUGCUCGUAACACAAUUUUGUUCGUUGAAUGCCUAAUUAAGAAAUUCCCAAGUGAAAGCCCUUUGUUUUCAAAUAUUUUUACAAAGCUUGUUCCGCAAUUGCUUAGUUGUACAGCAUCUGAAAAGGUUGUAUUCAGAGAGCCAGCUAAACAAUGUCUCCUAUUGUUAUGUUCAAAAGGUGCUAAUAUUUUAAAUAUAGAAAUUCUUUGGAGUUUUUUCGAUUACUCCUAUAAUAAGAAUAUGAAAAUAUCGUCAUUUUCUGCGAUUUGCAUAAAGGAAUACAUCGAACAGAUGAGCGACCAUGAAUUUAUGCAAAUUGACCUGGAAAGGCUCUCACAGCAUUUGGAACAUUUGUUGAAUAGUAAAAGUGUACAAAUGAAGGAAGUUGGUAAUGUAAUUAUAAAGAGACUCUUAUCGGUGUUAACUCACGAAAAAAUCGAAUGUUUAAGAACAGGAGAAGGUAAACCAAAUAUAGUUGCUUGUCUAAAUAAAUUAUCUCCUCAAAAGGUCAACGUUGCACCUUAUUAAAGUCUUUCUGAUUAUUUCAUAUAUAAAAGAUGAAUAAACGUCUAAUUUAGCGGCCUUACGCUAUACAUGACUGAAACGCUAACAUUUUAAAUACCAUGAAAGAGCACGUGCAAUUACUUAGACCAUAGAAGUUAUAUGAUAAAA